UAGACGGAAGAAGCUCGGCGUAGCCUCCUCUUCCCCUCGAUGCUGUCCGGGCAGCGAGGGAAUCGUUGAUCGAGUCACGGAUCGGGGGGUGAUCGGCGGGACUCGAGGUUCUCGCUGGAGGGGGGGCGGCUCCCCCACCCGCUAGCAUCCGGAUCCACAUCCAGUGUCAUUACAGGGACUGGCGGCAAGUCCAGUCCGUGCCCAGGGGUCCUAGAACAGCCAUAUUUGCGUGCAGCCGGAGCUCAUCAGCAAGGAACCGCUGGGACACAUCAUGAUGGGAAAAGCAAGCCACUGUAGUUAUGUGCUCCAGCAGCUCUACAACCAGAGAGAAUGGGGCUUCCUCUGCGACUGCUGUAUCUCCAUCAGUGACAUCUACUUCCAAGCCCACAAGGCCGUCCUUGCCGCCUGCAGUUCUUACUUCAAAAUGAUGUUUAUAAAUCAUCAGCACACCAUGGCGCAGAUCAACCUCACUAACACCAAGAUCAGUGCCGAAUGUUUCGACCUGAUACUGCAGUUCAUGUACCUGGGUAAAAUCCUUAAGGCGCCAGAAAAUUUUGAACAGUUGAAGCACGCCAUGAGUUACUUGCAGCUCUAUGUUAUCCCUGACUGCUUGGAAGACAUACAGGAUAUCGAUUCUUCCAUUAAAUGCUCCUCCUCUGCCUCAAGUAGCCUGAGUAGCAAAAUGGUAUUUGGCGUUCGUAUGUAUGAGGAACCCAAGGCAAAGAGCAGAGAGGAGCCAAGCAAGAGGCCGACGGAGCCCGAGUUACCUGUGAACACUGUUCCUGAAAAGCAGGUUGAACAAAGCGUACCUCCUGUGCUACGUAAGCAGCUGCAGAACGUCUGCAAGAAAACACCUUCCCUAAAAGUGUCUAACCCAAGAGAGCGUGGGAGCAGGCGCUUUGGACGCAGCUACACCUGCGAGAGCUGCGGUUUCGCAUUCAGUUGCGAAAAGCUUCUCGAUGAGCACUCUCAGACUUGCACUAAUAGGCAUUUCUUCCAAAACAGAGACCAUUCCAGCAACGACCCAAGCCAGAGCGGGAGCGAAUCUCCGGCCUCAAAGUUUUCUCCAUCCCAAGACAACGCCCAUAGGGCAGACUCAAGUCAAUACGCGGAGGCGUCUGUGUCUUCCCAGGGUGCGAAAAACUCAUCUGUCAUUCUGGACCAAAUAAAGAACGAACCCAUAGACACUACCGAGAAAAACACCGUCAUUAUAAAGAUCGAAGCUGAUGAGAACUCCAUGGUGGAAAUGGAAGAUAUUAAUAUUGUGAAAAUCUCGGAUAAAGAUUAUUUUGAAUCUUCAGACAUUGACGACGAGGAAGAAGCCGACGAGUCUCUUGGCGGUUACUACAUUGGAGAACAUAAUGAGAAAGCUUUACAUCAAGCACUGGGAAGCUGUAGAAAAGAUGUUGACUCUCUGGAUCAAGAUGGUGCAGAGACCAGCGACCCGGGUGCCUCUGACAUGGCAUGUGAACUGUGUGGUAUGACCGUCACCGAGCAGGACCUCUCCUCCCACUAUCUGUCUCAGCAUAUAGAAAAUAUAUGCGCAUGUGGUAAAUGCGGGCAAAUUCUUGUCAAAGGUAGACAGCUUCAGGAACAUGCCCAAAGAUGUGGAGAAGCUCAAGAGCGACUCGAGAACAGCGAGAGGAGCAUUGACGAGAGGAUGCACUUUGGAGACAGCAUGGAGGAGACAUCAGGAAUGGGAGAGCUAGCAGACAUGUGGGAAGACUUCAGUGAAGGGGGCAUUUGUGCGAACAGACAGAUCUAUAAACAUUCCUCUUGCCCGUACCGUUGCCCGAACUGCGGGCAGCGCUUCGGGGCCGAGAACCUGGUGGUGGAGCACAUGUCUCAGUGCUUAGACCAUGAAGUCUUCAGAAGUUCCCUGUCCGAUGACAACGAAAAAGAUCACCGGAGAAAACAUUUCUGUGACAUCUGCGGCAAAGGCUUUUUCCAACGCUGCCACUUACGGGAACAUUAUACUGUGCACACCAAGGAGAAACAGUUUUCGUGCCAGAUUUGCGGGAAGCAGUUUUUACGGGAGCGCCAACUUAGGCUGCAUAACGACAUGCACACCGGCAUGGCACGAUACGUUUGCUCGCUUUGCGACCAAGGAAAUUUUCGCAAACACGACCAUGUGCGACACAUGAUCUCCCACUUGGCGGCAGGAGAGACAAUAUGUCAAGUGUGCUUUCAGAUCUUCCCAAGUAACGAACUCCUAGAGCAACAUAUGGAUAUUCAUCUGUAUACCUGCGGAGUCUGCGGUGCAAAAUUUAACUUGAGGAAAGAUAUGAGGGCGCACUACAAUUCCAAGCAUUUUAAGAAAGCUUAAACUUUAAAACCGUUACCCGUAUUGGCAAAGAAACCAAAGAGCUAACCAUUUACACGUUACAUGGGAAAUCUGAUCAUAUAUGUGUUUUUAUAUAUAUAAUGUAUACAGUGUAUAUAUAGAAUAUAUAUAUACACUAAGUAAAUACAUAUAUUGUGCCUGUGAAAAUGUAUCUGAUAAGGGUGAGAAUUUUCUUAGUACUUUCUUUUUAUUUUUGGUUUAAUAUCCAUAUUCAGAUGUUUCUCAGAAACCAAUUCUAUGAAGAAAUGACUGGACGUAUCAUUACUGCCUUCCUGCUCCUUAUGUAUAGCAUGAUUUCUUGCCAUGUUUGCUUGUGUGUUUGGAAUUACCAUGAAGUAUAGCACCUUUUCAUGGUAUAUCACUUGCUGCUUGUUCCAAGACUGCGUAUUCUCUAGGGAGCCCUUCUUUGUACAUGAAUAGUAUACACAUUAAUGAGUAUGUAUGUUAAAGUGUAGCAACAUGCCGCCAUGAGACGAUGUAUAACCUAGGGUGGAGUAAAAAGUGCAAUUAAAAAAAAUUAUAGGAGAGGUGUGGCAUACAGUGGUUUUGCAGCGGUUUUUUUCGUGCCGUUUUUCUUCACUUUUGGUGCAUUUUUUAGGUCAUUGGAGUGUUUUCCUGAAGAAAAAAAAUACCACCCUAAAAUGGCUUGUAGGAAAUGCAUGAAAUUCAUAGUGUUUUUUUAUAGGCCAAAAAAGGCCCAAAAACAACUUGUGAAGAAAGCCUAAUGGAAGUAUCUACAUUUUCGUUGUGUUCUGGUACUUUAUAGGAACACUAUGGUGAUUCUGCUAAGCUGUGUUAUACCUAGUACAAGGACCAAAGUGGGGGAGCAUGAUACCGGGCUUCAGAUGAUAUCAAGGAGGUUCCCUCUGCCAUGCACCACCCCCUGGGCACUAGGCAUAAUGCACAUCUUAAAGGGGUUGCCCAGGCUUUUACUACUAUCAGAU
Messenger RNA from Bufo gargarizans (Asiatic toad), 3288 nucleotides. RefSeq names its product zinc finger and BTB domain containing 1 (gene ZBTB1). Gene Ontology annotation, biological process: negative regulation of phosphatase activity. The coding region runs from base 272 to 2326 and encodes 684 amino acids. Lineage: Eukaryota; Metazoa; Chordata; Amphibia; Anura; Bufonidae. The transcript has 2 exons. Gene Ontology annotation, molecular function: phosphatase binding. The record is from RefSeq and is a predicted model, not a curated record.